Messenger RNA from Saccharomycodes ludwigii, 786 nucleotides. It is a transcript of the gene GIR2, whose product is annotated as Gir2p. The coding region runs from base 1 to 786 and encodes 261 amino acids. Gene Ontology annotation, biological process: cytoplasmic translation. The record is from RefSeq and is a predicted model, not a curated record. The transcript has a single exon. NCBI's taxonomy places the organism in Eukaryota, Fungi, Ascomycota, Saccharomycetes, Saccharomycodales, Saccharomycodaceae. Gene Ontology annotation, molecular function: protein binding.
AUGACUGACUAUAAAGAAGAACAACUACAAGAAUUAGAUAUAUUACAAUCCAUCUAUCCAGAUGAAAUAUCCAUCAUUAAUAAUGAAUUCCCAGCAAUUGCGUUGCAAGUUAAUUUACUAAUAGAAACUAUUCCCAAAGAUACUUCUUCAUUCACCGCGGAAAUGAUUGAUUGGGAGUAUCACUUAAAUAUUAUGUUCAAAUUACCAGAAAAUUAUCCUGAUGUAGCUCCACUAAUUGAGAUAACCCCUAUAGAAACCAAGAAAUCACAUAUCAAAGAAGAAGAAGAAGAAGAGGAAGAAGAGGACCAAGCAUAUGAUGAACAUGGAAACCCUAUCAAAUCCAAGAUCACUGAUAUACCUGGCAAAAUUCAUUUUGAUGAUGAGUAUAUUCAUGACAAACUUUUGUCCCAUACAAUUCCAUCACAAAUAGAAAAUGACAUGUUAUUAGGAAUGCCUAUGUUAUUUACACUUAUUAAUUCCAUCAAGGAAGAUGCUGAAGAGUAUUACACUGAAAAAUUACAUCAAUACGAAUUAAAACAUGAAAAAGAAAUCCAAGAAAGAGAAUUAAUAGAAAAUGCCAAGUUUGUCGGGACCAAAGUCACCAAAGAGACUUUUAAUGCUUGGAGAAUAAAGUUUAGAAAAGAGUUGAGCUUGGACGAAAGAAAUAAGGAAAGGUUAAUGAAAUCACAUGGCGGUAGAUUGAGUGGUAGACAAAUCUUUGAACAAGGUCUAGCUGGUGAUGACGACGAUGAACAAGAGUUGAUAGAAGGUGUAGCUGUUGUAUGA